This is a messenger RNA of Penicillium cinerascens, 2250 nucleotides long. RefSeq names its product putative C6 transcription factor. Bases 1 to 2250 code for a protein of 749 amino acids. Lineage: Eukaryota; Fungi; Ascomycota; Eurotiomycetes; Eurotiales; Aspergillaceae. The transcript is spliced from 3 exons. Gene Ontology annotation, biological process: DNA-templated transcription; regulation of DNA-templated transcription. Gene Ontology annotation, molecular function: DNA-binding transcription factor activity, RNA polymerase II-specific; zinc ion binding; DNA binding. The record is from RefSeq and is a predicted model, not a curated record.
AUGGAGGAUCGGGCAGAUCCCGUGGCUCAGCCUGACCCGGCGCCUCAAUCUCGAUCCUCUGCGCCUCGCGUACGGCUCAGCUGCGAGGCCUGCCGCCAGCGCAAGGUGAAAUGCGAUAAGCUGAGCCCCUGCACGAGCUGCUUGCGACUCGGGUUUCAAUGUGUCCCCGUUGAGCGGGCCCGUCUACCACGCGGCCGUACGAGGCGACAGCCCGAGCGGGCGGCCCACACUGACCGAGAACUCGCCGAUCGCGUUGCGAAGCUAGAGGACCUCUUGCGGAAAUACGCCCCCGAUGGUCAGGUCCCUCCUGUGCCGAGUGGCAGUACGGAUGCGGGGCAAUCUGACCACAGUUCCCAGUGCAAGAUGGAGGAGGAUGUUGAGAGCUGGCGGGAUCGGAAUUCUCAGCCCGCAACCAUGACCCUGCCACAUCGGCCUCGGCCACAAUCUGCCUACAUUGCUAGUUCAUUUUGGGAAGAUAUGAUGCAGACGACAAAUGAGCUGCGUCACGUUCUCGAUAGCCGAGAAAAUGAAGAGCCAGAAGUCCAGAACCCGGCCGGCUUCGGCGGAACUUCAUUUAUAAGCUCCGAGAGCUCUGACAGCCCCAAAUCACCCAAUUCCUAUCGGGGAAUCAGCAUCUCCCCGCAGAUACGGAGAAGUCUGUGCGAGAUCUACUUGCGCAACGUGGACCCUGUCUUCAAAAUCUUGCACCGCCCCUCGUUACGUGCUCACCUAAUCGACGAUGAGCCGUAUCUUGACUACGAGCCAGAUCACCAAGCGCCAAUAACCCUUUCAUAUGCUGUUUACUACGUGGCUGUCUGUACUCUCGAUGACCCGCAGUGCCAAGUUAUGUUCAACAUGGACAAGAAGACUGUAUCGGCCGAUCUCCAGAGGGAAACCGAUGCUGCGCUGGUGAAGUCUGAUUUUGUGACCACGAAUGACUUGACUAUCUUGCAGGCUUAUGUAUUGUCACUACUUGCCGCCCGAUCUCAAGACCAAAGUCGACGCGUGUGGACCAUGUUGUCUAUGGCACUUCGAGUCGGUCAAGCAUUAUGUCUCCACCUGGGUGAUCCGCCAUUUCACGUCAGUUCCUUUGACAGCGAAAUGCGUCGCCGUCUUUUCCAGGCCAUUGGUCUUCUCGACCUGGCAGCCUCCCUGGACCGUGCAUCUGAACCGAUGAUGCAGUCUGCGUGGUUAGACGCGCACCCACCAGCCAACAUCAAUGACGAGGAUAUUUACUUUGGCAUGGAGACCCCCAUUCAAGAGCCUCCCGAAGGAACCUUCACCGACAUGACCCAAUCGUUGAUCCUCGCUGCAGGGCAGUCUGUAGCUAGAAUGCUUGCAUUCAAUGACUUCAUCGAACCCGGUAAGAAGACGAUGGCUCUCCGGAAGCAGAUCCUCAAGGACUUUCAGGACAGGGUAAGCACACUUUUGAGAGGAUGCCGACCCGAUCUGUUUGCCUUCCAAUUGUAUACGAAACGAACGGCAGCUACCAUCAACGGAUUCCUUCAAUUGGGAUCCCUGCGCCCAUUGCAAAGAAACCAUAACUUCAUCCCUCCCCAAGUCCCCGGGGACGGUCUUCUUCGACUGGCUGCCGAUAAUCUACAGAAGCUACACGAAGCAUACAGUGACCCCGCUACGGCGUCGUGGAUGUGGUUUGGGUCUUUAUGGGUGCCAUGGCACGGACUUGCAGUCGCCCUGGCCGAGAUGUGUGUCUGCAAGGACGCGGAAACAAUGUCCCGGUACUGGCCAGUCAUCGAGCAGGUGUUUCACCGAUCCAGCUUGGGUGUUGCGGACUCCCAGCACGGCAUGUUGUGGAAACCACUGGAAAAACUCAUGAACCAGGCCCGAGCUCACAAACGAGAGAUGAUCGGCAGCCAUUCUCCGGUCAAUGCCAUGCAGCAGGUCCCUCAUAUGGUGCCGAUGACCUCCGUCGGUCAACCAAUGAACGUCCAACUCACACCGGAGCAAUUGAUGGCGCAACUCUCGGCACAAGAUCUGAAUGCUCCGCCUGGGUCGGCGAACUAUACAAUGGGCAUAGACUCAACUCUGGCUGCUGGCCAGCCAGUUAACCCGGCCGUUUCAUUACCCCAGAACACCAUUUCCAUCGACAUGCUGGACUCGUACCCGAAUGUUUGGGAUGGAAUGGACUUUGGCGCCACCGGCCUGCAGGGUCCAGGUGAUAAUAUCGCAUGGCACAACUACGAGAGUUUCAUCGGCGAUGUAUAUGACAAGGUGAACUUUAUGUUUUAA